AUGCUCAUCAAACAUACAAGGCACAAGAAGAAGAAGGGCGUGUGCAGUGAAAGGAUCAUAUACCAGUACCACUACACCAGCUGGCCGGACCACGGCGUACCAGACCACCCGCUUCCGAUCCUCAGCUUCGUCAGAAAAUCGGCCGCUGCGAACGGCGCCGGCGCGGGACCCAUUCUGGUCCACUGCAGUGCCGGGGUCGGAAGGACGGGCACCUACAUCGUCCUCGACGCCAUGAUGCAGAUGAUGAAGCUCCGGGGCGCCAUCAACGUGUUCGGCUUCCUCAAGUACAUCCGCACGCAGCGCAACUUCCUGGUGCAGACUGAGGACCAGUACAUAUUCGUGCACGACGCGCUGUUAGAGGCCCUGGAGGCGGGCGAGACGGAUGUGCGAGCCACGCGGCUCACCGAGUACCUGCACCAG
Pollicipes pollicipes is the source of this 420-nucleotide messenger RNA. Its product is annotated as tyrosine-protein phosphatase 99A-like. Gene Ontology annotation, biological process: protein dephosphorylation. NCBI's taxonomy places the organism in Eukaryota, Metazoa, Arthropoda, Thecostraca, Pollicipedomorpha, Pollicipedidae. The annotation marks the transcript as partial. The record is from RefSeq and is a predicted model, not a curated record. Gene Ontology annotation, molecular function: protein tyrosine phosphatase activity. The transcript is spliced from 3 exons.